AUGAUUCAAUAGCAAGCAAUAGAAGUCUACAUGGCUAAGUAAGGGAAAGCAGUUUAAUCAUACUUGAUUACUUUGGUUGAUGGAACAGGCUCAAUGAAUCAUGAAUACGAGACCAUAAUAAAAGCACAUUAGGCAACAUUUUCAGACUUAGGCAAUUAAAAGAUGGAUUAUCAAUGGGAACAGGCUUUAUACUCAUUUCUUCCUUAUAGAAGUGCUGGGAGCGGAAAUAUUUCUAAUACUUUUAAUGUGAUAUUUGAGAAAUUAUUGAGUGGAGGUUACCCCAAAAACAUCACUUUUUUAUUUGUUAGUGAUGGAAGAGAGCACUUUGAAAUAAACGAAGUAUCCGCAUAGAUUAAGAUUAUGAAAGAAAAAUUUUUAAUUUAGUUCAUCUGUGUUGCUGUUGGCGAUUAAUUUCCUGGUUAAAUUAGUAUGACAUUAAGAGAGUAAAUCCACAAUUAGAACGAAACUUGUCCUGCUGUGUUUAAAGUUACUAGAGGAAACCAACCAGUCGAUGUCUUGUAUAAAGAGUUUAGCGAAAUAUUUAUAAAAGUUAGAUAAUUAUUGAAUGUUCAAGAAAAACAUUUUGAAACUAACUAACCUGUUUAUCAAACUUUGGUGUAACAAAAACCUACAACUCAAGUAGCACCAAAUGAGCCUUUUUUUAGAAUGGUUGAUGAAUAAACAGAACCAAUAAAAUUGGAUAAUGAGGUUAUAAAUCCAACAGAUAAACCAAGUGAUAUAUCGAAACUGAUUACUAUUUCUGUGGAAAAAGAACUCAUCCUUACAGCAAGUGACCCUUAGCAUAAUUAUAAGGAAGCAUUUAACAAAAUAGCUGAUUUAGGCUAAAAGAUCUUAGAUUAAACUAAAUUUGAGAAGGAUGAAAAUGAUGAUAUAAAAAAACAAGCCUCCUCUUAAAUCUUUUUAGCAACUAACAUAGCAGAAGGUAAUUUAGAGUUGAAGAAAACCGAGAAGGAGAUGACUGAUUUACAAAAAGAUAUUAGAGACCCUGUGAAGAUACUCGAUUUCGUUGAAAAAAAUGCUUAAGAAAUUAAUGAAUAGGAAUUGACUGAUGAUAAGGUGAAAAAGAGAAUGCAAGGCUAAUUUAAUAAUACUAAACUUGGAUGUUUUGUAAGAUCAAAAACAACUAAAAAAGAAUUAGACCUGGUAGAAUCUAUUUGGUCUAUUACUGAAGAAGGUCUAAAAAAUUAUAAAAAAGUCAUUGAAAAGGAUCCAAAAUGUAAUUUAAAUAAGCUAUUGACUGAUCUAAAGGGAUUGAUAGAUAAACAAUUAAUAAAAAUAUUUGAAAAGUAAUCAAUUACUGAAUUACUCGAUAAGCAUAUUUCUAUAUUAAGGGAAUUGAAUGAUACACUUAAAGAUAUGGAUAAAUUAAUUAAAAAGUAAGAUAAAGUGAAAGCAAAUGAAGUAAUACAAUUUAUAAAUAUUCGUGCAAAACCAAUUUCUGAAAAUAACAUCUAUUAAACAGGUGCUAUUUUUGAUUAAACUGAUGAAUUUGAAUAUUUACCAAAAUCAAUAUAGAUAAUAUUAAGGGACGAUGAAGAGGAAUUGGAAAGAAUGGUUCUUCUUUUAUUUGAUGAUAAUGUUAGUAUGGCCAAUGAAAUUUAGGCUGCUAAAUCCAAAUUUUUAUAAGUAUUUUCAAGAUUGCCUGAAACUCACAAAUUAGCGAUUUGUUGGAGAGACAGGAAAUUCUCAUUAUUAGAAAAUAAUUAAUAAUAAUUUGAUACAUUGUAUAAACUAAUCGAAACAUAAUAACAAGCUUAUGAUCUAGAAAAAUAGGUUGAUGGCAAGACAGAUUAUGAUUUACUACAUAAAGCAAUUAAAGAAAUUAAAUAGAAAUAGUAUCUCAUAAAAUUAAUUUAUAUUACUGUUGGAAGCCAGCUAAAAACUCAUUUGGAAGAUGUGAUUCUUACAAAAUUCAGAAAUAGGGAAGUCAAAGGCAAACCAUUAAUUAAAGUAAUUCCAAGAACAAUAGCAACUAUGUUUCAAACAAAUGAUUCAUAAUUAAAGAAAUCAACUACGGUGCCAAAACUAGAUGAGCAAUUUAUAAAAGUUUAUGAUGAUAUCUUAGACCUCAUUGUGAAAGAAAAGAAUCCAGCAAUAAAAGAUAAUUAAUUUUGA
This is a messenger RNA of Paramecium tetraurelia, 2136 nucleotides long. RefSeq lists its product as uncharacterized. The record is from RefSeq and is a predicted model, not a curated record. The transcript is spliced from 2 exons. Lineage: Eukaryota; Ciliophora; Oligohymenophorea; Peniculida; Parameciidae.